CCCCCCCCCACUACCUCCACCUCCACCACCACCUCGCCACCAACACCAGCGGGCGGAGUAAUAGCCUAUUUACGUGCGGUGUUUACGGUGUGAUUUGUUCUCGCAUGCGUUCUCGGUACACAAGCUCGCGUGCACGGUUUGAAUACUAGCAAAUCGGUACCCCUCCGCGUGCGCCUGUUAGCUGCUGUAAAGCGUUUUCCAUUCUGUGGUCCUGCCCUCAAGACUGUGAGCUGAAUUCUGAUUGGAGCACAUGGAGUGCCAGUCUGUCCUGCACCAGUGAUCAGGCUGGGAGACUCCAGUGGUGACAUCCUGUGGGGCCAGAGAUCAAAGGCAAGGAGGCUGUUUUACCACCGCUGGAACUGAAGAUUGCUUUAAAUAAGCAAGUCCUUGUAGAAGGUUUUUUAAGUCAUGAUGCAAGAAUCUGGGACCGAGGCAAUGAGCAACGGACCAGCCAAUCAAAAUGGAGGAGCGAGUGUGGAGGGCGGAUCCGGGGAGGUACGAACCAAGAGCGCCACGCCGUCAAUGGAGGUGACUGCAGCUGACCUCCUGCAUCUCCAGCAGCACCAGGCUCUCCAAGUGGCUCGGCAGAUACUCCUCCAGCAGCAACACCAACAGCAGCAGUCCCACUCACAGCAACUGCAGUCUCAACAAAACACUGGCGGCAAAUCCCCUAAAGCCAACGACAAGCAGCAAAGCCUGCAGGUUCCAGUUUCAGUGGCUAUGAUGACACCUCAAGUGAUAACUCCUCAGCAGAUGCAGCAAAUCCUUCAGCAGCAAGUCCUGAGCCCUCAGCAGCUCCAGGUUCUUCUCCAGCAGCAACAGGCCCUCAUGUUACAGCAGCAGCAACUCCAAGAGUUCUACAAGAAGCAGCAGGAACAGCUCCACCUCCAGCUUUUACAGCAGCAGCAGCAGCAGCAGCAUCAGCAACAGCAACAGCAGCAGCAUGCAGGCAGCAAGCAGAGUAAAGAGCAGCAGGUGUCAGCCCAGCAGUUGGCCUUCCAGCAGCAGCUCCUGCAGGUCCAGCAGGUCCAGCAGCAACAUCUGCUCAACCUUCAGAGACAAGGGCUGCUCACAAUCCAGCCUGGACAGACCGGCCUGCCACUGCACUCCCUCACUCAGGGCAUGAUUCCAGCAGAGCUGCAGCAACUGUGGAAGGAGGUGACAAAUGCUCAUGUGAAGGAGGAGCACAACAACAGCAGCAACAACGGCCACCGGGGCCUUGACCUGUCCUCCCCGGCAACACCUAAGAACCCACUCCUCAACCAGCAUGCCUCCACCAACGGGCAGUACCUGAGUCACAAGAGAGAAGGAUCCACACUAGAAGAACAUUCCCCACACAGUCACCCUCUCUAUGGUCACGGUGUUUGCAAGUGGCCUGGAUGCGAGGCGGUGUUUGAUGAUUUCCAUUCAUUCCUCAAGCAUCUUAACAAUGAGCACGCCCUGGAUGACAGGAGCACGGCCCAGUGUCGGGUGCAAAUGCAGGUCGUUCAACAGCUGGAGCUGCAGCUAUCGAAAGACAAAGAGCGUCUGCAAGCUAUGAUGACGCACCUUCAUGUCAAGUCCACGGAGCCCAAAGCCACCCCACAGCCGCUCAACCUGGUGUCCAACAUCACAUUGUCGAAAUCGGCCCCCGAGGCCUCUCCUCCUCUGAGCCUGCCCCGGACCCCCACCACACCCACAGCACCUCUAACACCCCUGUCCCAGACCCACUCCGUCAUCACAGCCAACAGCCUCCACAGCGUGGGACCCAUGCGACGACGUUACUCGGAAAAAUACAACAUGCCCAUCUCUCCAGAUCUCAGUCAGAACAAAGAGUUUUACAUGAAUGCAGACGUUAGACCGCCGUUCACGUAUGCCUCACUAAUAAGACAGGCAAUUCUCGAAUCUCCAGAAAAGCAGCUAACACUAAACGAAAUCUACAACUGGUUCACACGAAUGUUUGCAUAUUUUAGGCGCAACGCAGCGACGUGGAAGGGUGCCAUUCGCACCAACCUUUCCCUGCAUAAGUGCUUUGUGAGAGUAGAGGAUGAGUUUGGGUCCUUUUGGACUGUUGAUGAUGAGGAGUUUAAGCGCGGCCGCCACAUACAGCGAGGCCGUCCUCGGAAAUACGCCGCUGAUGAGAACUUUGAUGAGCUGCUCGUACAAAGUCCAGCCUUAGUGAAGAACAUUCAGACCAGCUUGGGCUAUGGUCCGACCCUCUCUGCUGCCUUCCAGGCUUCAAUGGCAGAAAACAACAUACCUCUAUACACUACUGCUUCCAUUGGAAGUCCCACCCUCCACUCCCUGGCUAACGCCAUCCGUGAGGAGAUGAAUGGAGCGAUGGACCAUGGAAACAGCAACGGCAGUGACAGCAGCCCGGGACGCUCGCCCCUGCUAGCUAUGCAUCACAUCAGCGUUAAGGAGGAACCACUGGACCCCGAAGACCAUGAAGGGCCCCUAUCCCUGGUAACGACUGCCAAUCACAGUCCAGAUUUCGAUCACCACAGAGAUUACGACGACGACCAGGGCCACGACGACAUGCUGUAAGGCUAGCGCCGCCCCUCGCCCGGCCUCAGAGGCAGAGGCAGUCUGGGUCAUCUGGGAGACCGAAACGCUCCGCAGAUAACAAACACUGAACUGCAGUCUCAGCCACUGAUGACAGCUCUCAAAUGUCUCCGAGUUAACUUUUUAGUGCCAUUACAAUACCUAGCAAGAACACACACACACACACAAAAAAAACCACACAUGAGGGAUUUUUUUCUUUCUCUCUUUCUACUUUUGAUUUAAGUAAAGCUUAAAAAGUGAAACUUCAUUUCUACUCAUGUGCGGGAUGGACUUGUUUGGUACGGCGGCGACGUGCUCGUGGUCAGAGACCCUCGCCGCGCAGCCAGGACGGACUGCACUCAGCGGACUGCAAGAGGGGUUGUGUCUCUCCCCAACCCACCCCCUCCGCUCUCUCUCUCUCUCCCUCCCUCCCUGACUCUUUCAGACACACACAUCUGACCACAAACUCAAGAGAGAGAGAGAGAGAAUGACUGACGUUUAAUUUACACCGUGUGUGUGAAUGCAGCAAGUGAGGACUUCUGUACAUUGUCACUGCCUUCAACACUUCUCAUUGGUUUGAGUCCAUCUAGGGUGGGAAGGAUGUUUUUUGUUUGGGUGUAUUUUUUGUUGGGGGGGUGAGAGGUUAUAAAAUAUCAACAUAAUGUGUCUUUUCCAUUCAAUGCUGUUAUUGAUGUUGCAUCUUUUUUUUUUUUUUUCUCUAACUGAUCAGACCUCAUGCCCAUACUGUGGAGAUUCUGUGUGGUCAGUACUUGAUGAUGAAUGUUUAUGAUGUCCUUUCAUGUUGUUCUUUUAAACACACACAUGAAGCAGAAUGUCCCAUAAGUAGUAGUUUUUCUUUUGUCAUUUAUUCGACAAUCUUCAAAAGAAAAGUCACCACGCUGACGUGUAGCCCGCCCCCUCACCCCCUCGUUCCUCCCCCUCCCCCUUCUGCUCAUGAAGUCCAUUGGCAAUGCACUACUCGUAAUGAAGGCUCUCUCCACGCAUCAAUGAAGUUUAAUUUAAGAUGCGAAUGAAUGACAGAGAAAUCAUGCAGGUUGCAUGAUUUAUCCUUAUGAAAUUAUACUUCAAAACAGCCCCUCACGGCAGAGCAUGUUGAGCUGCAACAGAAUUUCUGAUCGCUUACAAGCUCCGGGUUUUUUAAAGCAAAAUGAAAAUGUCAGGUGUGUGCCAGAGAGAUAAUGAUUUAGACCAACUAAUUGUAAUUCCUGAACACAACUGCCAUUGUGAAUCAAACGUGUCUGCCUUUUUCCACGCUGUAAUUUCAUUCAGUGCUUAAAGAUAAACGUGCAUUCCCUGUAGUUUUAUUUGUAUCACGCGCAUGACCAGUUUUAAGUUUUAGUGAGUGUUAAAAAUUGCACACCGGAUGAAAACGCUCACUUUCUUUCAUCAAGGGUAAAAAUCCCAAGACUUGCAAUAAGACCUAAUUAUUGCACAUUCCAGCAUUUGACAGCCAUCAUAAAGGGCCCACACAUACAGUACAUGCCAUUUAAGAAAUGUGGAUACUUCGAUGUUCAAUGUCACCCAAAAAGCCAAUAGUUGUAGUCCACGGCAUUGGACCGAGUGGAAUCCACAUGUAGUUUAGUGAUGCAGCAACAACAAGUCCAGCUUUGGUAGGGAGUUAAAUUUUACAGAGACCAUGAAAUCCAAGACUGCAAUCAACCACUUUUUAUUAUUAUUUUUUUUUAUUUAUUAUUAGUAUUAUUUUAUGUUUUAUUUGGCUUUUUUUCUUUCGUUGUUGAUGUGUUUAAAUAUCUUGUUCUGUGACUACCAAAGAUAAACUACAAAGUCAAUUGUUGUUUGUUCCAUGCAAUAGCAGAUAAGGCCAAAUAAUAUCUCCUCCGUUCUCUCCCAUUGGACGAUCUCAGCAGAUCGAGCCAAUGGCAGAUCGAAUCGAAGGACUUGCUCCUCAAACUGGUGUUUUCAUUCAUUUUUAACAAAACCAAAGGGGGUGUAUUGAACAGGACAGCUGCAGUAAUGUUUGCAGUGACCAAAACUGAAAGGGAGGCGCUGGCAGUCUGACUACACGAUGACCAAAUUAGGGAAACUUUUUGUCUUUGGGCCAGUGAGUGGAAAAGGGAGCUUUUUGGUCAGGAGCAGAUAUGAACAUAAAGGGUAUGUAGAUUAAGUCGAUGAGGAAAAAAUAUACUGGUAAAUGGAAAAAGCUUUGCAGAGAACAAUGUGAAACGGAUUUUAUACUUCAACUGGACCACACAAUGAUUCAAUGUUUCUCUUCUUUUAUUCCUUAUUCAUUUGUAUCCUUUAAAAAUGAUUGUAUGCCACUCUUUAGGGGUUUUAGCGUUAUUUGGAAAGACUUUAUGAUUGUGUUUAGUUUCUGUCAAUUUAUUACUUUUUAUAUUAAAAAAAAAACACUCCUGUCAACUAAUAAGCUGGGUACAAGGUACUUUAUGGCAGUUAUUGUUACUAUUAUGAUAUUUUUAAGUUCACCGCUUAUUAACUAAAAAGGAAAAGGGCAAUCUGUGGUUUCCAGAAGUUGUAUUUAAUAUCCAGGCAGCUGUGGGAUGGGUCAGUCACAGCCAGGCUAAGAUCGUGAGAACAGGGGCGAGCUCAUCUACAAACCCCCAGUCAUGUGGCUGGUUUGUUUGGUAUUCAAAAAGGAGGAAAAGCGCUGGUAGAUUAAAACAUUCUCAGCAUGUGUAGCUCGACAUUACUAAAGAUAACAGCAUGAGAAAACCGUUUGUACGCAUACCUCAGUUCAAACCUAUAGGGAAUGAUUCAAUUAAAUGAGAAGAAAAUAAACAAACAUUUCACUCAGUUGCACUUAGUUGUAUGUCUUGCAUGUGUAGUCUGAUACUGUAGAGAGAAAACUACAAAAAAAAAAAAAAAAAUUGAAAUUAGAGCUUGUUUAUAUUAAAGGUUUCAUCUUUUUUAGUUUUUUGCCAAACCAAUCCAAACCUCAGUCCUUUUGUUCAUGGAAACAUCAGCCAGCUGUGUGUGGCACCGUUCAUCCUGUCAAGGUCUGAUGUACUGAUGGGUUGUUUUAAGGGCGUUCCAAUAUUCGGUUGUACAUACAUGUCGCUAUAGCCUUUGUCUUUUUCCUGUCUUUUCCUCUCUCUCCUUUUUUUUUUUUUUUUUUUUUUUAGAUCAAAAAUGCAUUUGUGUUAUGAUGUUUGCUUUAUCGCGACUGCUUUGUAUUAACUAUGAAAUCGCUAUGAGAAAAACUGCUGUAUGUAUUGGAAUAGCAAACUGUGCUGCAAAUGUAUUUUACUUAGUAAUCCUUGCUUUAAAAAAAAAAAAAAUGAAAAAAAAAAUGAAAAAAAAUCACAUCAUCCACGCAGACAUGGGUGAGCUGGGCAGGGGCAGGCUGGGGGGGGGAGAUUAUCCCCGAUUUUGGAUUUUAAACUGUAAUAUAGAAAACAGACUUUUCUCUGUUAUCAUUGACCUAAGCAUUUUGUACAGAUUUUUCCCUCUUUGUGUUAAGCUGUUUUUUGAUACUUCCUUUUGAUGGUCCAACCACUGCCUUCUGUGGCUGUAUGUUAAAGAUUACUGCUCUGAGAAAAGGGCAGACAGGUAUAUUUCCUCCACAAGACGGAGAUAUCUUGCAUGACUAAUCCCAGGGUCACAGAGAUGGGGAGGGGUGGGGGGGAUAUGUUUUAAGUGGUCAGUAAUAAUAUAAGGGUGUAUCAAUCUAAUGAUAUUUUAUAUGAAAUUAAUAGGAAAAUCAAAAAAAAAAAUAUGCAGUGCCAAGAUGUAAAGAAUAUUGUUAAAUGCUGUUUUUAUUGUUAGAAAAGUUAAUUUCACUCACGCAUCAAAGAUGUGUCUUCAUCCAUGUCAUGUAGGUAAAACACACAUUUUGUUUGGCAUCAAGAUAUUUAUAUUUUUUAUCUCAAGGGUCAUUGUAAAUGAGUCAAACCAAGCACAGCAGGCAGGUCAAAGGUUAGACGCUGUUGGAGACUAACGUCCUGGACACUGGCCGUGUGGCAUCGGAUCCCCCAAACAUCACACACUGGCACCUGAGCUAAAACCAUUGUUUCAUCCAUCACCAAACAUCACCAGCCCGCUUUCAUUCCAUCCCCCUCUCUCACACCAGACUUUGGUUUUCUGCAGAUGGAGGGGGAGGGAGGGAGGGAGGGAGGGAGAGAAGGGAAAGGAGGGGGUAGACCAGGAGCUGUCACGGUGCUCUCAUCCUGCAGCAGCUUUUCUUUUUCUUUCUCUUUCUUUUUUCUUUGAAGAUGUACUCUGUAGUUUCUUUUUUCUUUUUUUUAUAGAGAAAUAUUAUUGCUCAUCACUUCCAUCAGUCUGUAACCUCCUCAUCAUUCCUCGUCUGUCUGAUGCAGACCACUCUGUUGUAGUCAGUGGCGAUGACUGACGUGAGCAUUCUAAACAUGCAAUAAAAUGCUGGUUGUUCGGA
Molecule: messenger RNA, 6913 nt
Organism: Sander lucioperca (pikeperch)
Lineage: Eukaryota; Metazoa; Chordata; Actinopteri; Perciformes; Percidae
Gene: foxp1b
Product: forkhead box P1b
Exons: 20
Coding region: 409-2526 (705 amino acids)
Biological process (GO): regulation of transcription by RNA polymerase II
Cellular component (GO): nucleus
Molecular function (GO): RNA polymerase II cis-regulatory region sequence-specific DNA binding; DNA-binding transcription repressor activity, RNA polymerase II-specific
Source: RefSeq, a predicted model, not a curated record